AUGGCAGCCGGGGUGCCCGUGUGGGGACGGGGAGGGAAUGUGGCCGGUGCCACCGCGCAGGGCGGAGGAGGCGAUGCCAAGGUGGAUGGGACGCGCGGUGCUCCCCGGCAGCGUGCGCCCCGUGGAGCACCCACGGGGGACGCGCCCGGACCCGCGCUGGCCUGCGGGUGCCGGGGGCAGGAGGGAGGUGAGGGCCGCAGGCGCCUGCACCGGGUUCCGCAGGAUGCGUGUGCUGUACUGGAGCGCAGAAACCGGUACCAGUACGCAGGGACUCCGGGCAGCUGGGUGCCCCUCGGGAAGGCGGCUUUGGGGCCGGGGUGCGCGCCGGGGUGGGGGUGCCUGUCCCGCGAGGACGAGUUUCCUCUUCUGCGUUUCGUGAAAGGAGCAAACCCAACGCUCUCUGCUGGGUGCUUCUGCGGGGUGCAGGGUCCCGGCCACCCUCGGCAGGGCUCGAGCUGUGCUCCGGCCAUUGCUGCCCUCUCCGUCGUCCUCGUGCCGCCCCGGGCUCCUCGUCUCCGCGAGCGGGACCACGUUGGGUGCCCCAUGGUGCUGGGUGCCCGAUGGUGCGGGGUGCCCCAUGGUGCCGGGUGCCUGGAGGGCUCGGAGUGCCCGGGGAGCCCCGGGCGUCCCGUUGAUGCCCUGUGCCGUGCCCCGCAGCUCGACCCCGAAAACACCGGCUUCAUCGGGGUGGAGACGUUCGCCAGCCUCGUGCACAGCCAUGAGCUGCCCCUGGACCCCGCCAAGCUGGACAUGCUGGUGGCCCUGGCACAGGGCAACGACGAGGGGCAGGUCUGCUAUCAGGAGCUGGUAGACCUGAUCAUCGUGUUCCUCUGCUACGGCGCCCGCCUGAACAAGUGGGUGCUGCAGACCUACCACCCCGAGUACAUGAAGAGCCCCUUGGUCUACCACCCCGGGCACCGGGCGCGCGCCUGGCGCUUCCUCACCUACAUGUUCAUGCACGUGGGGCUGGAGCAGCUGGGGUUCAACGCCCUCCUGCAGCUGAUGAUCGGGGUGCCCCUGGAGAUGGUGCACGGCAUCCUGCGCAUCAGCUUCCUCUACCUGGCCGGCGUCCUGAACUGGGCCGGGAUGCGCUGCCCCUACAAGCUGCUGCGGAUGGUGCUGGCGCUGGUGUGCAUGAGCUCGGAGGUGGGACGCGCCGUCUGGCUCCGUUUCUCCCCGCCGCUGCCGGCCUCCGGCCCCCAGCCCAGCUUCAUGGCCCACUUGGCGGGGGCCAUCGUGGGCAUCAGCAUGGGGCUGACCAUCCUGCGCAGCUACGAGGAGAGCCUGCAGGACCAGUGCGGCUGGUGGGUCCUGCUCCUCUCCUACGGCACCUUCCUCCUCUUCGCCGUCUUCUGGAACAUCUUCGCCUACGACCUGCUGGGGGCACACAUCCCCCCGCCCCCGGUGCUGCCUGCACCCACCCGCCCCUGCCGGCACCCACCUGCGAUCCCGAAGCUGUAG
Messenger RNA from Nipponia nippon (crested ibis), 1461 nucleotides. The record is from RefSeq and is a predicted model, not a curated record. NCBI's taxonomy places the organism in Eukaryota, Metazoa, Chordata, Aves, Pelecaniformes, Threskiornithidae.